AUGACCAAGAAUCUAGUAAUUAAAAUAGAUGAAAAAUGGAAGCCAAUUUUAGGUGAAGAAUUGCCUUUAAUUGAACCUCAAGAUUAUGUUAAACUUGGAAAAAUUAUUUCACUGCCAAAGUUAUCAGCUAAUGAAAUUCAUAACAAUGUUGUGAAAGUACUUCCAUAUAUUCGGCAAAAAGUUAAAAUGUGGGGAGUUGAUAUUCUUAAUGCAGAAAACUUUAAUAAAAGUUUAAUCAAUCAUGAUGAGGAAGAUGAAGAAUCUUAUGAAGACUCUUCUGAGAGUGAAUCAGAAGAUGAAAAGGAAAUUAAAAAAAAGAAUAGAUUGUCUCGAUUUGAUUGUAUUGCUACUUUAUUUGCCUCGGCUGAAUGUACUGUAGUUCAGGAUAUAUUUCGAACUAUAUCUAAAUUUUCUAUUGCGAUUCCUUUAUUGAUGCCUGAAUUAAAUAAAUCAGAAAAGUACCAAGUAAUGUAUCCUUUACUUACGGGACCAAUCAUUAAAUGGGAAACAGGCAACGGAUCGAUUAUAGAAAAUCAUCUCUUUAAAGAUCCCUUUAAAAUGAUUGCUGCAGUCCGAAUUGGAACGGGCUCUAAAGGCAAAAGUUCUAUAAUUAAUCAUUUAAUGAAAUCAAAUUAUAUGUUCACGUCACGUACUGAACCAAGAGCAAAAUAUGGAAUUUCACAUAUGGUUAGGGGAAGUAUCGAGUUCAUCUGGCUAACUGAAGAGACUUGUGGCGAAUCCUUGUGGAGUGAGGUUUUUAAAGAUUAUUAUGAAAAAAGUGAACAUGGUAGCAAAAGUGGAGGAGAGAUCGUACUGCUUGCAAAUUUACAUGGUGAAGCAUUAGAUUAUCCUGAUCAAGUUGAAUUUUUAAAGCAAUUUUCUUCUUGUUUCCUGGUUUACUUAAUGCCAGAACAUAACAAAACAAAGUUUGAAAAUUUAAUUAACCCUAAGAAGGCAAUAUAUAUUUAUGUAGAUCCUAAAAAAAGUAAAGGUAUCGAAAAGAAGUACAUAGUUAAGACAAAUUCAUUAGAUGAUCACGACACAAUAAAGAAAAUGUGCAAAACGUUUAAUGAAGCGUUAGUAUUAGAUGAUCAGAUAUAUACAAUCGAUGCUGUCGAAUUAAAAAUGGGAAAAACGCUUCAAUUUGCUGGAAAUACCGAGUUUGUUGAAUCUGAGCAUCUGAUAAACUUUAUUAAGGACAAAACUUGUCUCAACAUAAAACGAAAUGUUAUGCAGCUUCAAAAAAAGCAAUUAGAAAAUGGAUUAAACCACAUAAAAUUUUGGCAACAAACAAUUGAAUUACAAACAUUAAUUCGACUAUUCACUAGUAUCUUAGCUUUACAACCCAUCAAUAAAAGAAGACAAGCUCUAGCACAUCUUGAAAGAGAACUUUGGGAAGAAGUUGAUAACAAAAGUUUGGGCUUUGAACAUUUUUUCCGAGAAUCAGGACAUAUUUAUAAAAUUUUUAUUUCUGACUCAGAUGAAAAUCCAAAAACUAUUUCUGUCAAUGGUCCACCUAAAGAAAAUGUCUUGAGAUUACCGGAAUAUUAUGCUGAACUGCUAAUUAGCGGUAAUACCAUAGAAUUACUUGAUGGUGAUUCGAUAACCAUAAAUGAGGCAUGGUUAUUAGCAAUCUGUAAUUGCAUUGAUAAACGAUUUCCUAAACUUAGGGUUUAUGUAAUCAGUAUACUUGGAUUACAAUCUUCUGGAAAAUCCACCCUUCUAAAUGCGCUUUUUGCAUGCAAAUUUGCUGUCUCAGUUGGACGCUGUACAAGGGGACUCUUCAUGCGAUUAUUAUUUUUAGAAAAAGACUUAUCUAAUCAACUUGAUGUUGAUGCUUUUAUCUUGAUUGACACGGAAGGACUUGGAGCACCUGAGAAAAUGGAAGAAACAGAAUCAGAAAAGAAAGAUCGGAUGUUAGCAACUUUUGCAAUGGGAAUUAGCAAUUUAACGAUUAUUAACGUAUUAGGAGAAUCAAUGAAUGAGCUGACUGAAAUAUUGCAGAUAGCAAUUGUGACAAUGGCACGUCUUGAAAAAGUUGGUAUAUCCCCUGAUAUAAUUAUGGUGCAACAUGUUCCAGAGAAGAAUGUGGCAAAAUUAAGUGAGCCAGAGCAAAAAUUUCGGAAUGCACUUCAAAAAGCUUUGAAAAUAGUCAAAGAGAAAGAUGGCGAUAUAGGGUCACAAAAUCUUGAAUGUCUUGACAUUAUCGAUUCAAGAAUAAAAAAUGGAAAACUCCUCAAACUAUUUUCGUCAUUCAAAGAUGGGGCAACCAUUUAUUCUCCCCCAUCGAAACAAUAUCAUAAGGACGUUAUUAGUUUGUAUAAUUCUAUAAUUGGUGAUUGCGAAAAUCAAAAAGAAAAAAAAAGCUUUUCAGAUUGGUAUAAAUUAAUCAAAGGUUAUUGGGACGCAAUAUCUCAUGAAGAUUUUGCUCUACGGUUUAAAGAUUUAAAUGAAAUUAAUGAAUUUAUUAAACUUGAUAAACAAAUCACAAUGUUGAAAGGAACUAUUGACAUAGCAUUUUCAGCACAUAAAGAAUCGAUAAAAGAAGAAAUUCGAUCUGUCGCACAGAAAAAUUUUCUAAAUAAAGAUAGUAAAGACAUAAAUAAUGAUCUAAUCCGAGAAAAAUGUCACCGAUUGAUAGAAAAUGAGUUAAAUAAAGUAUCAAAUUUUAAAAAUCCGAAUCAUUGCGAAAAAUGUAAGGAGGUGAUUGAAAAGCGAAUCGAAUUAGAUCAAUACCUUGAAAAGAAUAAGAAUAAGUAUAAAGAGGAAACUAAUCAAACGAUUGAUAAGUAUAUUGAUAAGUGUCACGAUUCAAUAUUUAUAGAGCUUAAACAAAUGCUUGAAGCCAUUUUAAUGCGAAAUAAACUUUCAAACGAUCAUCAAAAUUUUAUUGACAAGCAACUUGAAAACGUUUUAAAAAUGCGGAAGGAAUUUUCUAAUAAAACAGAUCGUGAACAAGAAGCCAAUAAAAUAUGGAAAUCGUUAUACGAUAAAAUAUCAAUAUCACUAAAAAAUAAUGACUCAACUAUUGAUGAAAAAAUACAGAAUGAAGUAUUUGAGGUAUAUAGACAUUAUAAUAAUUCGGAAUUUUGGAAUAGUUAUUACGAUAAAAUUGUUCCUGAUCUAUCUAAAAUAAGUGCAUAUGAAUUGAUUGACCGAGUUAAAUAUUUAAAGUUGUCAUCGUAUUUAGAUUCGAAUAACAUAACGGUACUCAAAGACAAAAUUAAUAGUAUGAUAAAUCAAAAUUUAAGCAGAGUAGAUCAUUUUCGUAGUGGAAUCGUGCGUGAACUUAAAGGCGAAAUAGAUAAUAUCUUGAAUGAACGUUCAGCUUUCUUGAAAAUUGACAUUAAGCCUAAAUUUAAAAUGAAUGUUCACGUAUAUGCAUUAUUGCAUUUUAUUAAAAGAAUGGUAAUAAUUCAGAACAAAUGGGAUAAGGACAAUACACCUCUUGGAGUGCUUAACCAAAAGAAAGAUGAGUAUUUAAAAAAGAUUAAUAUUCGUCUUCAAUACGGACAUUCACAUAUAUCUGAAGGUCAUAUUGCAGGAGACUUUUUGUUGAGAGCAAUUCAAAAAAAAAGCGAUAAAUGCAGAAAAUUUCCCAGAACAGUUAGACUUAAGUAUUUCAUUGAACUUGCUGAACAAGUUCAUAAUGGUAACUUAAAUAAAGGUGUUCAGCACUUUUUAAGACCACGUGGAAGUAUUGAAGAGUGGUUUAAAAGUAAAGUUAAUUUAGAUGAAAGAACAAAUCAAGGACAAAGUUAUAAAGAAACCUUUGACACUGAAUUUAAUGAUGUUCGUCAGAAAAUUCAUAAUUGUAGAAGUUACGAAGAUGUUAAAAAGUUUUUAAACCAAUAUAUGAUACAAGUUGACGGCAUUGAAUACCAAUUGAAUGUUAAAGAUAGUUCAAUUGAUGAAAAUUUUACAUUAUUCCGUGAAGCUAUAGAGAAAGAGCUUGAUGCAGAGAAAGAGCUUAAUACUAGAGGAAAUGGCAGUUAUCAAUUAAAAAAUGAAUUAUUAAAAAAACCAUCUGAUGAUAAUUUAAUCAUGAAUAAUAUCGGGUGCACAGCACCAUGUCCCUGGUGUGGAGCUUUGUGUUGGGGAGUAAGAGGCCAUGAAAUAUCUGAUGUUGGCAUGACAAAAAUUCAUCAUACUAGUCAUCAGCCACCAGGUCUUAAUGGGGUUAGUUUUUACGGCACAAAUACACUUACUGCAGAGGCAUGCCAUAACUAUUUAGAUGAAAGUGAUGUAUAUCUUUGUGGCAAGUCUAAAAAAUGGAAAGUUUAUAAAACUCAAGAUUACCCAAAUUGGAAAUUUGAAACCCACAGCAUGAACGUUUUUAAUGAUAUUAUGCGUUGGUUUUUUCAAAUGCUUCAUAAUGGUAUAGCACAAGCUCGAGACCUUAAGCCAGCAGAUAUAACAGAAUUAAAAGAAAAUGGCUGUUUUUGCAAUGAUUACAAUAACAUAAUCAGCGUAUUAAAGCAAGAAUUUGACUAA
This is a messenger RNA of Cetraspora pellucida, 4494 nucleotides long. The record is from the annotation of a GenBank genome assembly. Lineage: Eukaryota; Fungi; Glomeromycota; Glomeromycetes; Diversisporales; Gigasporaceae.